GGCUUUGUAAGAAAUCCAAUAAUAUUGAAAGUUAAUCUCCCGGAUGGUGUGCAAUGGAACCCCUGGAGGAAACGGUCGGUGUGCUCCUUUAUCUUGUUUUGACACCAUAAUAUUACAUUGCCUCCAUGCUCACACGUUGCAUGCAUGACAUAUCGGACUGUCUUAUUAAGGAUUUGUUUCAGAUCUCAUCAUGUUUCAUCAAACACCACCUACAAAGGUGAGGUGACUAGAGGAGGAAGAGGGAGAGAGGGAGGGAGAGUGUAAAAGCAGAGAGUACAGAGGCUCCUCCUCAUUCGCUGCGUGCGUUUCUUGUGUUUUUUCAGCCUGUUCUUCACUCACACUCUCGUUCAGCAGAGAUUCAGAAGGUAGAGAGCAGAGAUUCUCACUGGGGAAAGGUGGAAGAGGGAAUUGCUUCCUCUUGCAAAGAGAAGGAAACACAAAUAAGCAAAAAAACGAACAAGAAAUAAGAUGGAGAGGAUGCAGGGAGAGGGAGAGGUGGACCACCUGGAGCGACCGAGUCCACUGACUGACAAGGAGAGGGUGAUGAUCCAGGACUCGUGGGCUAAAGUCUACCAGAACUGUGACGAUGCCGGGGUGGCUAUACUAGUCAGGCUGUUUGUGAACUUCCCGUCAUCCAAGCAGUAUUUCAGCCAGUUCAAACACAUUGAGGACCCGGAGGAGCUGGAGAAGAGCUCCCAGCUGAGGAAACACGCUCACAGAGUCAUGAAUGCCAUCAAUACGCUGGUGGAGAGCCUCGACAACGCAGAGAAGGUGGCCUCAGUGCUGGAGCUGUUGGGAAAGGCCCAUGCACUCCGUCACAAGGUGGAGCCUGUGUACUUCAAGAUUCUGAGUGGUGUGAUUCUGGAGGUCCUGGGGGAAGGGUUUCCAGAGGUUGUCACUCCCGAUGUGGCUGCAGCAUGGACCAAACUCCUGGCUACGGUCUACUGUGGCAUCACAGCCGUCUAUGAGGAAGUGGGCUGGACAAAGCUUUCAACCUCGACUGGUUGAAGCUUGCAAACUUGGACACAUGAGAAUCCUUCCAAUUUUUGGGGCUGCAGCCUCAGAUAGGAAUCAACUGACUGUAACUGGGACUGUAUCUGGGAAUACAGUUUGAUGUAAUCUAAGAUAAUCAUGGGCUCUGGAACAUACACUUUAACGUAAACAACAAUAAGAACAAAUACUCUGCCCUUGUGGCUAGCGGAGUGUGUGCGUGUGUGCGUGUGUGUGUGCGUGUUUGUGUGUGUAUGUGUGUGUGUGUGUGUGUGUGUGUGUGUGUGUGUGUGUGUGUGUGUGUGUGUGUGUGUGUGUGUGUGUGUGUGUGUGUGUGUGUGUGUGUGAGAGAGAGAGAGAGAGAGAGAGAGACAGAGAGACAGAGAGACAGAGAGAGAGAAUCUAAACUGUAAAGCUCCCCUCCUUGCAUUCCUUCUUGCGUAAAAGGCUGGAAGCAGAGAGCAAAGAGGAAGAAAAUACAAACUGUAGAUCCAACAGUGGACAAGAGGUCACAUUUGACUUGGAUGUGCCUUCUGCUGAAUGUGUAUAUCUGGAAAAUAAAAUGUAAACGGCAUUCUUUCAAAACAUUAGGAUGUUUUUCAGAUGUUUCCUCUUAUCAGUCUGUAUCCACUUGUGUCCAUUUUAUUAGAUAUUAUGAAGACAUUUUUACAUUUCUAAAAGUUAAUUGUGACGAUUGUACAUUUUUUUUUCAUUAUGACUCACAUUUGUAUCUGUAAUGGAGUAAAUUUUGAAAUAAAAAAUACAAAGAAUA
This is a messenger RNA of Acanthochromis polyacanthus (spiny chromis), 1762 nucleotides long. Its product is annotated as cytoglobin-1-like. NCBI's taxonomy places the organism in Eukaryota, Metazoa, Chordata, Actinopteri, Pomacentridae. The transcript has 4 exons. Gene Ontology annotation, biological process: oxygen transport. Gene Ontology annotation, molecular function: oxygen binding; iron ion binding; heme binding. The coding region runs from base 469 to 1008 and encodes 179 amino acids. The record is from RefSeq and is a predicted model, not a curated record.